AUGGGGGCUGGGCGCUGGGGUGGCAUACUGCAACGCAAGCUGCUGGCCGCGCUCCGGGUAAGAGCCCCGCUUCUUCCAGAGAAGCCAAUCCCAACUUCCUCACCUUCGAACGCCAAGGCGGCGGCCGCACCGUCGACGUCGCGGCAGUGGAACACCUCUGCCAACGUCGCGAGGACGCCGUACGGGGAACAAAUUAAUCACUACAUUCAAGAUCUUGAAGCACAUUUCAAAAACUCUGGCGAGGCCGUGUUAAGUGCACAACAAAGUGUAGAAAGAUUUCUUUACCUGCAGGCGAAGUCGCGGGAGGAGCAUCGCCGCGAAUACCUACUGACUUUCCUUCCAUUGGUGUUUAUCCUCCUAUUAUUCAUGCGGGAGCAAAUAAAUCGGAGCUGCGCUGAGCAGACGCAGUUGGCGUUGAGAGAGCACGCGGACAAAUGCAGCUCCUUGAAGCGGGUGGUGCUCUGA
Molecule: messenger RNA, 465 nt
Organism: Trypanosoma conorhini
Lineage: Eukaryota; Euglenozoa; Kinetoplastea; Trypanosomatida; Trypanosomatidae
Exons: 1
Coding region: 1-465 (154 amino acids)
Source: RefSeq, a predicted model, not a curated record